This is a messenger RNA of Amphiprion ocellaris (clown anemonefish), 1807 nucleotides long. It is a transcript of the gene kansl2, whose product is annotated as KAT8 regulatory NSL complex subunit 2. The record is from RefSeq and is a predicted model, not a curated record. Gene Ontology annotation, cellular component: NSL complex. NCBI's taxonomy places the organism in Eukaryota, Metazoa, Chordata, Actinopteri, Pomacentridae. Bases 110 to 1612 code for a protein of 500 amino acids. The transcript is spliced from 10 exons.
ACUAGCUCUCGUCCGCAGUGGCUGUGGCAGUCAGCAGAGAUGCAGGAAAAUCGACGUAGUUAGCUUCGAGAGGUUGCACUCGGUCGGACGUGUGAGAGGAAGACUUGAAAUGAACAGGAUAAGAAUCCACGUUUUGCCCUCGAGCCGGAACCGGGUGACCCAGACGGCACGACCUCAGGAGCCCCAGGGCUGCUCCUUCACCCUGCGUCCAUGUUCUCAGCCCCGUCUGGAGGGUCUGGAGUUCUGCAUCAAACACAUUCUGGAGGACAAGAAUGCACCGUACAAGCAGUGCAGCUACGUCUCUGCCAAGAAUGGCAAACGCUGCCCCAAUGCUGCACCAAAGGCCGAGAGGAAAGAUGGAGUGACGUUCUGUGCAGAACAUGCUCGCAGGAAUGCCAUGGCGCUCAGAGCUCAGAUGAGAAAGGCUUCUUCCGGUCCGUCCCCAGAGACUCUAUUAUCUCAGCUCAGUGGAUACAACCGUGCAGAGACACACAACCCGGAUGGAGGACGCUCUGAAGGCAGCCGAGUUCUUGAGGAGGACAGUCUGAGUGAGGAGGAACAGGGACCUUUGGUACUGGACCAGACAUGGAGAGGAGACCCAGACAGUGAGGCUGACAGCGUUGACAGUGAUCACGAAGACCCUCUGAAACAUGCAGGAGUGUACACAGCAGAGGAAGUGGCGCUGAUCACUCGGGAAAAACUCAUCAGGCUCCAGUCGCUGUACAUCGACCAGUUCAAACGCCUGCAGCACCUGCUGAAGGAGAAGAAGCGCCGAUACCUGCAUAACCGCAAAGUGGAACACGAAACUUUAGGGAGCAACCUGCUGACUGGGCCUGAAGGUUUGUCCACGAAGGAGAGGGAGAAUCUGAAGAAGCUGAAAGCUCUGCGUCGGUAUCGUCGUCGGUACGGUGUGGAGGCUCUGCUGCACCGACAGCUCAGGGAGAGGAGGCAGGGGGUCACAGAAGGAGUCCCACAGCCACACACAAGAACAGUGAACGAAAAAUGCAUCUCCUUCGUGGAGGGAAUCCGAUGCACCAAUCCCUGCCUGCCAAUGGCCCGACACUGUGUCUCCCACAUCUAUCAGGACAGCAACCAGGUGCUUUUCAAAAUGUGUCCGGGCCUGAAGGACGUCCCGUGCGAUCGCACCGUUCACAUGGGCCAGUCCGACGACCCCCGCUGCCCCCUCCACCUCACCCUGCCUCCCCCCAUGUACCAGCCGGAGCAGGAGCCUCCGCCACAGGAGCAGUUCACCCCCGCAAGCAAAGACAUGUACCUGAGUGCAGCAGAGCUUCAGCCCACAGAGAGCCUUCCUCUGGAGUUCAGCGAUGACCUGGAUGUGGAAGGAGACGGGAUGCAGGGUCCUCCGUCCCCCCUACAGUUUGACACGGCUCUGGCCCUGGAGGACCAAACCAUCAGAGCCAUCGCAGAAGCUCCGAUGGACAUCCUGACCGGAGACGAUCCAGACCAGGUAGACCUGGACACGUCGGGACAGGAUCUGUCAGAGAGGGAUGUGGACGCCAUCAUGGAUGACCAGGUGGUCGGAGGCGAAGAAGACGCCACCGAUAGUUCGCUCCAAGACACCGACUCCGCUGCAGCCGACGCUCCCAGAUGAACAAACGCCACGAAGGAUUUUCACUGCAAAACUUUAGAACGAAACCUGCGAUCGGAGCUUGGUUUUGUUGUACGGAUGAGGCCCCUGUGGAAAUACUGUAGCCGCAGUGGAAUAAAACAGCAACAGCAUUGAUGUUUGGAGGAAAAAUGUAAAUAUAAUUGCAAAUUCAGUUCUAAUAAAACACUGUUGAAUGAG